UGAGAGUUUUUUGAACUUCCUGUGCAUCAUGGGUACCUUGUCCGGAAGCCUUCAACGACCUCUAUUCACAGCUGCUGCUGUUGCCGUGGCAUCUGUUUCAACUGAUCUUCCGAACAAGUUAACGGAUACCAAACAAUCUGAUCCUUCUGUUGCCUCAGAAACAUUGGCUUCAUCAUCAUAUUCAUCACCCCAUGACUCAGCUUACAGUUCAGGAUUGUCAUGGGUGUCUAACAUUUCAGUUUCCAAGCUUGCAAGGUUGUCGUUUGUGACCAGAAUCCGGGUGCCAGUGCCUAAUAUAAACUAUCAUCCAAUACCAAAUUCAAGCUGCAGUUUUGCUGGAAAUUCAGUGGGUUCAUCUCCCAUUUUGGUUAACCUUUACCAGUCUGCUGAGUUAGCCAAGGCCUCGAAACCCAAAACAUAUUCUUAUCCUAGUCCAAGCGUGCCAUCCUCAGACUUAUACAGGUGGCAUUUGCCUGAGCCUAGUACUGUUGAUGUUGCUGGAAAGUCAGAUUGCUCUUCUGCAAAAUCUAGGACAGUGGUGGUUUUGCUGGGAUGGUUGGGAGAAAAGAAGAAGCAUUUGAGUAAAUAUGCAGAAUGGUAUACUUCAAAAGGCUUUCAUGUAAUCACCUUCACUUUUCCAAUGUCUGAGGUUCUCAGCUACCAGGUUGUUGGGAAAGUUGAGCAGGAUGUUGAGUUGCUUGUAAACCAUCUUGCUGACUGGCUAGAAGAGGAGCAUGGCAAGAACCUUGUUUUCCACACCUUCAGUAACACGGGUUGGUUAACAUACGGAGUUGCUCUGGAGAAGUUUCAUAAGCAGGACCCUUCUUUAAUAGGGAGAAUUAAAGGUUGUAUCGUGGAUUCAGCUCCAGUUGCAUCCCCAGAUCCUCAGUAUUUGGAAUUGUUGCUUGUAAUUCUAUCUGUAUGUUUUUCGGCAUUUAUCUUAUCAAUUACUCUGUAUCCUUAA
Messenger RNA from Chenopodium quinoa (quinoa), 964 nucleotides. RefSeq lists its product as uncharacterized. The record is from RefSeq and is a predicted model, not a curated record. The transcript is spliced from 3 exons. Lineage: Eukaryota; Viridiplantae; Streptophyta; Magnoliopsida; Caryophyllales; Amaranthaceae. Bases 29 to 964 code for a protein of 311 amino acids.